Molecule: messenger RNA, 713 nt
Organism: Daucus carota subsp. sativus
Lineage: Eukaryota; Viridiplantae; Streptophyta; Magnoliopsida; Apiales; Apiaceae
Exons: 1
Coding region: 105-455 (116 amino acids)
Source: RefSeq, a predicted model, not a curated record
AGAAUACCAAGAAGCCCUUGCAAAAACUGAGAUCCAAAAAAGGGCAACACGUACAAAUACAAUCUCUCACUCCCCUCCCCUCCCCCCUCUCUCUCUCUAAACAGAUGGCGUCCGCGAAACCCUUCGCCACCGCCGCCGGCACUCUCCGCAGCCGGCUAAGCACAAGCCUCCGUCUUAGAGGCGGCGGCGCCGGUCCAAGCCGAUGGACAAGCCCGGGUCACCAAGAACACCCCAACGGUUAUUUCCUGAACCGGACUCCCUUACCUCCAGGUCAAUCCAGAAAGUGGGAAGACUGGGAGUUACCUUGCUACGUCACCAGCUUCCUCACCAUCGUCAUCCUCGGCGUUGGGCUCAACGCCAAGCCCGAUCUCACUAUCGAAACUUGGGCCCACCAGAAAGCCCUAGAGCGUCUCGAGGCUCAGCAGAUGGCUCCCCUUUCCGAUGAAUCGGACUGAGAUUGUGGGUAUGGCUUGAAAUUUGGCCGUUGUAGCCCUAAUUUUGAUGGAGUCAAUUAGGGUUUUGGAGAUAAUAUUCAUGAAUGUUAUGUUUAUAUGAUUUUGUUGUUUUAGCCUGUGCUUUACUUUACUUCCUUUCAAUAAUGAGCUGACUAGUCAAAACUUGGCCUAAGCUUGCUUACUGCAUUCUGGCCGUUAAUUUGGAUGCUUUUUCGAUAACUUUACCAGUAUUUUUAUGUAUUGUUCUUUUGCUAUUAA